GAGAAACUCUCCAAAGGAUCAAACCCCCUCCCCCCUUUCUCUCUCUCUGUUUAUUUCUGUUGUAUUUUUUGGCGAACACACUUUGCAAGAAAACUACAGCCAACAACCCCUGAAAGGCUCACUUGCCUUAUUAACUAGAGCCAAAGGAGAUGUAUAUUGAGGAACUGAAAGAGGGGGAUUCCGUGAGUGGCGAGCAGCAGGUCUGUGGUGAUCAUUGUGAAGGUGCUCUGGUUGUUUGGGACCCGAAAAGGGUUUUGGUUGGAGCAGGGGCUCGAGCCCUUUUCUAUCCCACAUUGCUGUAUAAUGUUGUCAGAAAUAAGAUUCAGUCCGAGUUCCGCUGGUGGGAUAGGGUUGAUCAGUAUGUGUUGCUAGGAGCGGUUCCGUUUCCCACCGAUGUUCCGCGCUUGAAGGCUCUUGGUGUAGGUGGGGUGGUUACCUUGAAUGAACCAUAUGAGACUUUAGUUCCAACUUCACUAUAUCAUGAUCACAGCAUUGAGCACCUUGUCAUUCCAACCAGAGAUUAUCUUUUCGCUCCAUCACAUGGGGAUAUCUGCCAAGCUGUAGAUUUUAUCCAUGGCAAUGCACUUUGCGGCAAAACUACAUAUGUUCACUGUAAGGCUGGCCGAGGACGCAGCACUACAAUUGUUCUCUGUUACCUGGUUAAACACAAACAAAUGACUCCUGAGGCCGCAUACGAGUAUGUGAGGUCCAUUAGGCCAAGGGUGUUGUUGGCGUCCUCCCAGCGGCAGGCUGUUCAAGAUUAUUACCAUGGAUUAGAGAAGCCUGAGGCUGAGACUUGCAUGGACAAUUUACCUCGAAAAGCUCUAAGUUUCCCUGUGCAAGCUGACCCUGAAGACUUCGAUGAUAAUUCGUUGGUGUUAAUCACUGAAUCAGACCUGGAUGGCUAUGAGGAAAGCCCUGAUUCGGGCUCAGCAGGUCAGAACAUGCUAACAGAGUUGAACCUUGCCUGCCGAGUACAUUUUGCAAGUCAGGCAGCUUUUUCCAGGCUUUCCUGCCUGUGGCUCCGUUCCCAGACUGACCAGAAAGUGUCAAGAAAGAAGCUGCAAAGCUCAGUCCGUAACAAUCGGCUGGGGAACAUCGGUGUUGAUAUCCAUGUUUAUUGAGAUUCCAUUUCACUGCUUCGUGAAGUUUCCCCUCCCAUCCUUUUAGGUGUCGGAAUUAGGGAAUAAGAUGGGUUUUCCCGGCUUCUUUUUCGUGUUGUUUUUGUCGCUGGUUUCUCCAAGUCAGAGGGAUCCGAGAUGUCGUUAUGGCUCAGCCGUGCUGAGCCCUUUGUACAAUUGCCAAAGAAGUGUUUCUCGUACAGCGUUACAGAUUUGGUAAGUGUACAGUAACAGAGUCGAUGGUAACUUAUGUUAGCGAGGUUUAAUCUUGUGUAGUAAAAUGUCGAGCUGCUGAGGGCAUGGUCGAUUUGUGCUUAUGGAUGUAUAAGACAUGUUGAUUUAAUGUAAUCGAGUAUGCUUUUCCAUUAAGUGUUUUCUCUCUUGUGCUUUUUA
Sesamum indicum (sesame) is the source of this 1514-nucleotide messenger RNA. RefSeq names its product phosphatidylglycerophosphate phosphatase PTPMT2. The record is from RefSeq and is a predicted model, not a curated record. Gene Ontology annotation, biological process: protein dephosphorylation. NCBI's taxonomy places the organism in Eukaryota, Viridiplantae, Streptophyta, Magnoliopsida, Lamiales, Pedaliaceae. Gene Ontology annotation, molecular function: phosphoprotein phosphatase activity.